Molecule: messenger RNA, 3566 nt
Organism: Myodes glareolus (Bank vole)
Lineage: Eukaryota; Metazoa; Chordata; Mammalia; Rodentia; Cricetidae
Gene: Tnni3k
Product: TNNI3 interacting kinase
Biological process (GO): protein phosphorylation
Molecular function (GO): ATP binding; protein binding; protein kinase activity
Source: RefSeq, a predicted model, not a curated record
CUUUGGAGCGCGUGCACGGCCUGGGCGGGGCGGGGCCUUCGGAGCGCGCGCGUGCACUGUGAGGGCUCACGGAAGUCGGGCCAUGGCGUCUCUCCGCGAAGCCACCCUGCGGAAACUGCGGCUCUUUUCAGAAAUGAGAGGCAAACCGGUGGCAGCUGGAAAAUUCUGGGAUGUAGUUGCACUAACAGCAGCUGAUGAAAAGCAGGAACUUGCUUACAAGCAACAGCUGUCAGAGAAGCUGAAGAGAAAGGAAUUGCCCCUUGGAGUUCAGUACCAUGUUUUCACUGAUCCUGCAGGAACCAAAAUUGGAAAUGGAGGAUCAACAUUCUGUGCUCUUCAGUGUCUGGGAAGCCUCUAUGGAGAUAAGUGGAAGUCUUUCACAGUCCUGCUGAUUCACUCUGGUGGUUACAGUCAACGUCUUCCCAAUGCAAGUGCUUUAGGAAAAAUCUUCACAGCUUUGCCACUUGGUGAGCCCAUUUAUCAGAUGUUAGAGUUGAAACUAGCCAUGUACAUGGAUUUCCCUGCACACAUGAAGCCUGGAGUUUUGGUCACCUGUGCAGAUGAUAUUGAACUGUACAGUAUUGGGGACUCAGAGUUCAUUGCAUUUGACAGGCCUGGUUUUACUGCCUUAGCCCAUCCGUCUAGUCUGGCUAUUGGCACCACACAUGGAGUAUUUGUCUUGGACUCUGCCAGUUCCUCACAACAUGGUGAUCUUGAGUACAGACAGUGUCACCGUUUCCUCCAUAAGCCUAGCGUUGAAGACAUGUAUCACUUUAAUGCUGUGCAUAGACAAGGAGACGUUGGUCAACAGGACUUGGCUGGGGGUGACACUGCCUCUCUUCCAUUGCUCUCUGAGUAUGUCUACACAGAUAGCCUAUUUUACAUGGAUCAUCAAUCAGCCCAAAAGCUACUUGAUUUUUAUGGAAGUGUAGGCCCACUGAACUGUGAAAUAGAUGCCUAUGGUGACUUUCUGCAGGCCCUGGGACCUGGAGCAACCGCAGAGUACACCAGGAACACGGCACACGUCACCAAAGAGGAGUCCCAGCUGUUGGACAUGAGGCAGAAAAUAUUCCACCUCCUCAAGGGAACACCACUGAAUGUCAUUGUUCUUAAUAACUCCAAAUUUUAUCACAUUGGAACAACGGAAGAAUAUCUGCUUCAUUUCACUUCUGAUAGUACAUUAAGGUCAGAGCUGGGCUUGCAGCCCGUAGCUUUCAGUGUCUUUUCAGAUGUCCCUGAAAGCUCCCGUGAGACACCCUGUGUCAUUCACAGUGUACUGGACUCAGGAUGCCAUGUGGCCCCUGGGUCAGUUGUAGAGUAUUCCAGAUUGGGACCUGAGGUGUCCAUCGGGGAAAACUGCAUUAUUAGCGGCUCCAUCAUAGCAAACACUGUCCUGCCGCCAUAUUCUUUCCUUUGUUCUUUAAGUGUGGAGAUGAAUGGACAUGUAGAGUAUUCAACCAUGGUGUUUGGUAUGCAAGACAACUUGAAAAAAAGUGUUCAAACCCUGUCAGAUAUAAAGACUCUGCAGUUCUUCGGAGUCUGCUUUAUGUUCUGCUUAGAUAUUUGGAACCUUGAAGCUACAGAGGAACUCUUCUCCGGAAGUCAGACACGCCUGAGCCUGUGGACUGCUCGCAUCUUCCCUGUCUGCUCCUCUCUGAGGGAAUCGGUUGCCGCAUCCCUUGGGAUGUUGGGUGCUGUACAGAGCCGCUCACCAUUCAACCUGCGCAGCUUCAAGCUGCUGUCCAUCCAGGAAAUGCUGCUCUGCAAAGAUGUACGGGACAUGCUGGCUCACAGGGAGCAGAUCUUUCUAGAAAUUAGUGCAAGUAAAAGACAGUCUGAUUCGAGGAAAUCUUAAAUACGAUGUAUUUUUCCUGUCAACAGGAUUGCAUAUGCAGGCAUUUUCUAUAGACCUCUGACCUCUCUCUCUCUCUCUCUCUCUCUCUCUCUCUCUUCCUUCCUUUCAUCCUUUCUUUUUCUUUACCUCUUUUUGACUUGUUUCAGUAAAGCAACAUGAUUAAAAUUACAUUACUAUAACUGCUGAAGCAUAAUAAUGACAAAGGUACAGAUAGCCACUUCUGAUGGGAAAACAUUCCAGAAUUCAGGAAAGUGAUGCUGUUUUAUAUAUUUAAAUAAAUUUUACAUUUUACACUAUCAUAGCUUUGUUUUUGGUAAAGAUCGGUUUGUGGGAUACUGUUUCACUCACAUAAUAAAGACUCCUGUUUUAGAGGAUGAUUUCCUAUCUUUGGAAAUGCAGGCUAAUGAAGCUCUAGGUGACAUUGAUGACUGUUAUUUGUCACAAUGAGACUGUACCUAACAAAAACCCCUGUUAAAGUUUUAAAGAGCAUUGUCCUUUUUUGUUAUUUCUCCUUUUGAGUUUUUGUUUUGUUUUCUGUUAUGUGCACUAGUGUGUUACCUGCAUGUAUGCAUGUGCACCACAUACAGUUCCCAUAGAGACUAAAAGGGCUGUUCUCAAACUGUGGGUCAUCUUUGAGGAUGAAAUAAUCUUUUCACAGAGUCACCUAACACCGUCAGAAAACACAGAUAUUUAUAUUACAAUUCAUAACACUAUCAAAAUUACAAUUGCUACAAAGUAGCAAUGAAAAUAAUUUUAUGUUGGGGGGUCACCACAACAUGAGUAACUGUAUUAAAGGAUCACUGCAUUAGGAAUAUUGGGAACCACUGGGCCAGAAGAAGGAAUUACAACUCUUGGGACUGGAGCUACAGAUGCUUCUCAUUUCCGUGUGAGUUCUGGGAGUCAAACCUUUAUUCUCUGAAAAGGCUAUAAAAAAUGUUUGUGUCUCACAGAACUUUCCAAAUGUGAUAAAAGUGUGUGCAAAUUAUUCUUAAUUUGAACAUGUGUUGCCAUACUUUAUAAACGCUGUCUGGUCUGCUGUUCCAUUGCAUUGAAAAAUAUAUGCAGACAGAACUCAGUUGUUUGCUCAGAAGGUGGUGAGAAUAGUUGAGAGCCUUGCUCACUUCACCAUGGGCAUUACUUAAUCCAUUCCUAACCCUUCCAAAGGUCUCUUGACCUGACAGUGAAUAUUGUGCUUUAUAUAUUUUUCUGUUCAUACUGGUAGUGGUGCUGAGAAGAAACAGUUGGAUCAAAGAGGAGGAAAUUAGGAUAGAGAAUCUGAGAUUAAUACCUGGGUCAUUAAUGGAAUUCCAGGUUAUGUGCACCUUCUUUAUAAUAAACACAUUUGUGAAAUGUCUUUAGGUUGAGGUUGAAUAGGAGUCAGACUUGUCAUACUUGUGUUUAAAUUACCUUAAGAAAACUAAUAACUGCUGUGACAAUUUUAUUUUUAUAUAAAUUUUCAUAAAUAGAUGAUAAACAAGAUCUGUUAAAACCCUCUUAUAUUUAAAUGAAUUUAUAUUUCUUUUUUGAGGUUUCCAGGGACAAAAUAUGUGUGAUAUUGUUUGAUAAUUAUUGAUUUGCUUACAGAGAUUUCAAUGGUUGUUGAAUGCUAUUAAAUGGUCAUACUAAUUUUACUAGAAGUUCUGUCAAGGAUAAUUCAUAAUUUUAUGUUCUAAGAAAAAAUCAUAAAUAAAGAAGAUCAUCAAUUCUUUCA